Molecule: messenger RNA, 792 nt
Organism: Papaver somniferum (opium poppy)
Lineage: Eukaryota; Viridiplantae; Streptophyta; Magnoliopsida; Ranunculales; Papaveraceae
Product: pathogenesis-related protein PR-1-like
Exons: 1
Coding region: 19-531 (170 amino acids)
Cellular component (GO): extracellular region
Source: RefSeq, a predicted model, not a curated record
UCCAUCUACAUCGCCUCCAUGUCUACUUUCUACUCAUCAAAGGUUGGCUUCAUUGCCAUCCUCGCCAUCUUCCUUUCCUUCUGCAUCUUAUCGGAAACCACCAGUGCAGCCUAUGUCAGUUUCGCAAACCAAUGCUUGGCUCCGCAUAAUGCCGCACGUAAAGCAGUUGGCGCCAAACCGUUGGUAUGGGAUACACGUCUAGAACGUUAUGCUAAAGCAUACGCAAACUUAAGGCGUUAUGAUUGUGCCUUGAUUCACUCUAGCGGUCCUUAUGGUGAGAAUCUCUUCUGGGGAGGUGGAUGGGGUUGGACUCCAGCUCAAGCUGUCAAGAUGUGGGUUGCAGAAAAACGUUGGUUUAAUCCGUAUAGCAAUAGUUGCAACGGGGAGCAAUGUGGGCAUUAUACACAGGUCGUAUGGCGUGAUACAAGAAGGAUAGGGUGUGCUAAGGUGGAUUGUUUCGGUGGUAGGGGUGUUUUCAUAACAUGCAACUAUGAUCCUGCUGGGAAUUACAUGGGUGAGAGACCUUAUUGAUCAUAGUAAGGUUUGAUGGAUUAUGAGGGACUAUGCAAAUUUAUAGUCCUCACUUGUGGUUUAAAGGUUUUUGGAUUUUGAGUGAUGUUCUGAGUUUUAAACUUGUUUUCAAUUUGGUUUCUUUCCUUCAAUGACAUAGAAUGUGUCUUUGGAUUGAUGUAUCAUCUUCCACUACUUAUCUGUCCUUCUGUAUUCAUGUUUUUUCAGGAACUUUAUUUGCUGAAGUUCGAAAUUAUAUAAAUUCUAUUAUGAUUUAGUACA